AUAUCGACCACGGCUGCUAGCUAAACUCGUUUUGACAGCCAUCAUUUAUUUACAAGUUUUUCUCGGGUUUCUGUUGUGUUUGGAUUUACGCCAAUCACAACGAAACCGGUAAAGCUAUAACUUAAAGUUUUAAACAAUGAUGAUGGACGACGAAUGCGUGGAAAUCGAGUCUUCCGACGACGAGCCUCAGCAUGUAGAGCAGGGCAGCCGUGAAUCGGAGCGCAUUGGCAUAUCAUCUGCGUCUUCGUCUCCACAUCCACAGUCGGAGCGUUCCAAUACCCCUGUGUCCGCUAAUCUACGCAACUCCAACCAGAUAGCGAACCGAUCACGCUGCAAAGAAGCAGCCGGACAGCUGAAGAAGCUAGAGGUGGAUCCGAAAUUUCUGGCCAACUUCAAUCCACAGACUUCCCGGCGCGAAAAACGAAAGUUAAACAGAAAAACCACCUCGUUGGUAGCACCCAAAAACACCGGUAUAUACUCCGACAAAGGUAUCCAUCGGGAGAGUGGGCGCGAUAUGUGCGACUGCCUUGAUAUGAGCUGCCCAGGUUGUCACUUUCCCUGCCAGUGCUGCGGAAGUACCCGCUGCGGUCCGCACUGCCGGGUGAAUCGGAAGUGGAUGUACGAGACGAUCGAACAUGACGCGAAAGAUUUGGUGAUUAGGAAUAAACUGCUGAUGAAAAAGUAACCUAUUUUAAAGUAAUAUAUGUUUCAUGUGAGAUGUAUUAGGGAUUGUGAGUAAAAUGUAUUUAUAUGUACCAAAAAAGAAGCUUUUUUGUCCCUCUAAAUAUGGUAGAUUGUAGAAAUUUCAAAAUUGUUGGGCGGAUGUUCUUCGAGUACAAUGAGUUGAGAUUCGUGUUAUAAAACAAACAUAUGAAGAAUGAACAUUUCUUGGAACGUAAAAUAUAUUUACACAGCAUUUUUUUAUCAUA
Molecule: messenger RNA, 929 nt
Organism: Wyeomyia smithii (pitcher-plant mosquito)
Lineage: Eukaryota; Metazoa; Arthropoda; Insecta; Diptera; Culicidae
Product: ARL14 effector protein
Exons: 2
Coding region: 137-685 (182 amino acids)
Cellular component (GO): intracellular membrane-bounded organelle
Source: RefSeq, a predicted model, not a curated record